AUCUCGACAUUUCGGCCACUGCCACGCCACGCACAAUGUCCCAAUUCAGAGCGAAGAAGCUUGAUAUUGCGGGCUUCAUCAACCCCCGCGUUAUCCGCGAUCACACCAAGCGCAAGGUUUUCGAGCAGUAUGAGCCGGACCGUCAAGCUCUCCGCUACAUAAUUCGCAACACAAGCCUUCCCCAGCGUGCCCGUGCCCAGGCCCAAUUGCAGCUCUCCCAAAUGCACGCCUACACUCGUUCCACCCAGAUCAAGAACCGAUGCGUAGCAGGAGGUACAGCCAGGAGUAUUAUUCGGGCCUUCAGAAUCGGAAGAUACCAAUUCCGUACACAAGCUCUCGCGGGUGAAUUACCAGGAGUCAAGAAGGCUAGUUGGUAAUUUGGGGUACAUUACCGGGUUGAAAUUGGUCUUGCAAGUUUGUUUGACGACUUGCAAAAUGGCGUUUGUUCUAAAUAUCAUAUCCGAGGACGAUUGUACGAUAAGUUAGAUGGGUCUAUACAAAUCAUUACUAUUUUAUAUUUCACUUACUGCCAAUUCUCUUUUUUUUCAUCUUCUGUCAAGAUGAUAAGAGAGUGAAUUUCUGGGUCUAUGAAGCAAUAAUUCUCUCAUUUGAUAGAUCCAGCUCCCAGUCAUUCAGCGCCCUGCUUCACUGCAGAUGCCCACGGGAAGGAGCAAACGGAG
Molecule: messenger RNA, 680 nt
Organism: Aspergillus versicolor CBS 583.65
Lineage: Eukaryota; Fungi; Ascomycota; Eurotiomycetes; Eurotiales; Aspergillaceae
Product: mitochondrial 37S ribosomal protein uS14m
Exons: 3
Coding region: 36-377 (113 amino acids)
Biological process (GO): translation
Cellular component (GO): mitochondrial small ribosomal subunit; ribosome
Molecular function (GO): structural constituent of ribosome
Source: RefSeq, a predicted model, not a curated record